Molecule: messenger RNA, 3363 nt
Organism: Epinephelus fuscoguttatus (brown-marbled grouper)
Lineage: Eukaryota; Metazoa; Chordata; Actinopteri; Perciformes; Serranidae
Product: GRB2-related adapter protein-like
Exons: 5
Coding region: 127-915 (262 amino acids)
Molecular function (GO): protein binding
Source: RefSeq, a predicted model, not a curated record
CACUGAUUAUCUCAUCCUGUAAUAGGGUGUCAUCGUCCUGCCGCGCUCUAAUCACACAGCUGUAUUCUCUCUCUUCAUUCAUGAGGUGAAACUAUUUUGGUGGCCAACUCGACUCUUGUGUUCAGGAUGGAGGCGGUGGCUCUUUUCUCUUUCGCAGCAUCAGAACCAGACGAGAUCAGUUUCCAGAAAGGGGACAUUAUCAAGGUGACAGAAAUGGAGGAUGAUUCUUGCUGGGUCACAGCAGAGAUCCAGGGGAAGCGUGGCUACGUGCCAGAGAACUACAUUUCACUCCUUCCUUAUCCGUGGUUUGCAGGACGGGUGUCAAGACUCGAGGCUGAAAAGCUCCUGCGCUGGCAGGACACCGGAGUGUUCCUGGUGAGGGAGAGUGAGUCAGCUCCUGGAGAGUUUUCUGUCUCUGUUAGCUACGGUGAGAGGGUGGAGCAUUUCCGAGUGCUGGAGGGGGGCGGUCAGUACUGCAUCUGGGAUGAGUCGUUUCGCUCCCUCAACCGGCUGGUGGAUUUCUAUAGAACUCACAGCAUCGCCGUGGAGAACGUGGUCUACCUCAAAGAUCCCCCUUCGUCCCCUCGCCUGCUGUCCUACUCAGGACAUAACCCAUACCCCAACCCGUACAAAAGCAGCUCUCAGGAGUCCCUCCCCUCAGCCCGCCUCUACUCUCACCCCUCUCACCCAGAACGAGAGUCCUCGCGGCGUCCUCUGCCUGAUCCAGCUGUGGGGAGACCUCGCCUGGCUCACGCCCUCUGCGACUACACCCCUCCUCAGACCGCCCACCUCCACUUCCUGCGUGGUGACAUCAUCGACCUGCUGGACUGCUCGAGCUCUCUGACCUGGAGGGGCCGCUGUCGAGGGCGAGUUGGAAUCUUUCCGGCAGAAUACGUCCAGCCGCUGUACCACUGACACCAUAUCAAACUGUAUCACUGACACUUAUCUGUGGAGCUGUCGUGACUCACCUCUCUUAUCCAAUGAUCCAACUUCUGAUGAAACAAUUAGACCAACAAUCAAUAAGUCCAUCGACUAUUAACAACUAUAUGACAAUAAACAGCUAAAUUAACUGCAGCCCAGUCGCCAGAAUAAAAUAUUGGCAUUGUAUGUUUCUGCAAACCAUGGAUACAAUACGUCUUUCAUACACAUCAUAUCAACAUUUCAAAAGUGACGUAGUUCAGAUAACACGUAUAUGAGCCGAGUUUCCAUCAGGGGAAGGAGGGGAUGGGAUAGUUUGACACCUAGGCAAGAUGGCUGCCAAGCAGCAGACCAACAGACAACAAGACUAUAUAUUUCUAAUGAGAUGUCAAGACAUAUACAGUCAAGUUUGCAGUGACAAAAUCCAGUAUUCUAAUGAGACGUUGGAACAUUUUCGGCCAUCUGUGGGGACCAAACUGUAGCCUGGUGAGACCAUCCUGAUGACGUGAGCUCAACAUUCUGUUUCACCCUCUGUUUCAGUCUGGACUCCGGGCCGCCCUAAACACUUUCCAGAAGUUAAAAUCAAACUGGGGCCAAUCAGGCUCCACACUGUAGUUGACAACAUAAGCAGUCAAUCAGGGAUUGCGUUGUAGUUGAUGAUAUAAAAUGCAGGCCGUCGCAGUAAUGGCGGCUCCAGGUGCUACAAGCCUAACUCUAAUAUUAGUAGAGUAAACACAGCAAUAAGUGAUGUCAUUGCAGACAUAGAGUUGAUAACAACAAUUAAACAAGAACAAGAGUAUGCACUUGAAGUUUCUCUGAGGGAAAGACGUUUUUCUUUCCGUUCUUCUGACUGGACUCGUCAAAAACUUGAUUUAUCAACUGGCUCCACUGGUGAUGAAGAAGAUGCUCCCGGUGAUUUGUCAUGUUCAUCGGCUGAAGGCAUUUUCUGUCAAGGCAAGUACUACUGCCACUGGAAGUGCCUGGGGCCACAUUGAGUCCAGAGUCAUACAGAGAGCGAAACAAAAUGUUGAGCUCAUGUCCAACACAUUCUCACACUGACCUCGUCAUAUGUUGACGUUUUGGUCAUGAACUUUCCAUGUCCACAACAACGUGCAAGGUACCCUUGAUUCGUUGGUUGUUGACGUUCUCGGACACCUUGUUAAGUUCUCUUCUUUCCAAAUACACUCCCAUUUUCAGUCUUUUUCAAAAUAAACACACUAUGCAAAUUUGCAAAUUUAUGUUUUUUCUCUUCAUCAAUAAACACACAUGGUUAGGUUUCGGCAACAAAAACACGUAGUUGGGUUUAGGAAAAAAGAACAGGCUUUGGAAUCUUGCGGGACGCGAGCAACGCUCUCGUGUGAAGGUCAGUGUUUGUCAGAACCAUCCGCCACCGUUCCCACCCACUCAGACUUUCGCCGCCGUAACUUUUGUCCUUGUCCCGCCGCACUUCCCCCUGACACCAGCUGCCAGCAACUAACCACGUAUCAUGCUGACUUUACAGGAUGCCUUUUUCGUUGGUUUCUGACACCACAAGUCACUGUCCAAGUGCCAGAUUUCGACGUCUUAGGAGUGAGACCGUGCUCUGUCAACAGGGUGGUUGCUUAGGUGAAACCAAAACCAGGUAUUUUUUACGAUACAUUGGGCCAUUUACAGCCCUGUUUGUGGCAAACUGGAUAUUUUAACCCAAAACAUGGUCCAAUCCUCACCCUAACCAAGUGGUUUUGAGCAUGAACAUAACUACACGUUAACCACAGCAAAGUCACAACAUAAAAUUAAAAAUUGAAAUGUAAAGAAACAUGAAGUUUCAACAUAUCCAUUCAUAUGAACUGCACAAAUUCAACAUUAGAAACAUUCAGAUGUGACAUAUCUGUGGUUUGUAGACGUGCCAACAUUUAUUCUGGGACUGAGUUGUUAACUGAAAACAAGCUAUGUGAAAACAGUAUUUUCUGCCAUUGGAUAAUUUCCUGUUUCUCUCGGGGCACUUCUCACUGGUUUGAAGUGGGCUGGUUUUAGUGUCACAUACUUGCACCAAGCAGGAUUUAGCAGUAUUUGAACUGGAUGACAGUUGAUUGUUUGUCUGGUCACUGUCAAUCAAGUCUGAUUAAAACCACAUGUACACAGUCCUGAUGAGUUUUUGAGUGUUAAACUUUAAAUAAUACCUUUUUUCAAUUUAACUCAGUUGAUGUCACUUGUGUCAGCUUCGACUGGGCCUGAAGAAGUUUGAGAAUGAAAAAAAUCCCACCAGACUUCCAAAACUUGCCCUUAUCUCCGGCAGAGGCUGGUGGCUCGAGGCUACAUGAGCACAACUAUAUCUUCUACCAGGUUUUGACUUGGAAGAAGAAUCUGUGGAAUUAAAAAAGUCAAGUACUUCUUGUUCUACUGCUUCUACUGCGCAAAAUUUGAUCUUUUCUAAAUCCAAGCCAUUGUGAGUUCUACGGAGCUACA